GAAAUUCAAUGCAACCUGUCAAUAUGUCAGACCAACAUGUAGCUCAAAAAUUUGUUGGUUGCCACCACCAAUAUACAUGUUGUUUGUUAUGGUCGUGGCUCGUAGGGUAGAAGCUUUCUUUGCUGCUUCUGUGGUAAGAUUUUGGACAAGUCAUAUUCUGGGGGAUGUUAGCUGUUCACCCUGCAAUGUAACGGCCAAAUGAAAUGCGUAUAUACCAGUAUUUACGCAUACAGGAUUAAACAUUAACCCCUGAGCAACAGCUUUGGCACAAGCAUGACAUCAGGCCUUUGUGUGCACGCGGUUUGCUUACAUCGGGUUAAUGAUUAACAACUUAAAUCCACCCCUAGUGAAGCCGGAUACGGAGGGAGGCACGGCAGAGCCAUGGUGGCGCGGCGUAUGGUGAGGAAAUGCUGCCUGCCGCUGUUGGUACUGGUCAGCGCCGGGCUGGCCGUGCUGUACAUCUACCUGGUACAGGUGCAGGGGUCACCCUGGGUCAGCCUCAGCCAAUCACAGGCCGGGGACAAACAGAAAAAGGACGAGUAUAUAGUGUGGAGGGGGGAGGAACAGAAGGUGGAAGUGCAGCAGAAACAGGAGGAGAAGAAACAUCCCGCGGAGGAGGCAAAAGAAAAGCCACGUCAGAACCAGUCAGCUGUUACGGAAAGAAAACCCAAGGGCGUUCCUCGCUCCUUGUUGCGGAACGCCGCGUGCCCGGCGUGUCUCGGAGACAACCUGUGCGAGGAGUUUGAAGAUGGUAUGAUAGACCUAGGGUCAGAGGUCACCAUCGGGAAGGUCAAGGCCUACACAGGCACCUGGGACAAGGUCGAGGUGAUGGUUACCCAGUGUGCAUCAGAGGAGCGUCUGGAGCGGUUUGAGGAGUUUGUCUGUCGGAACCUGAGCGAGAGCGCGACCUCGUGCGACCCCGGGAAGGUGCUUCUGCAGGAGGACCUCAAGGAGCGGUUACAGCCGGCACAUCUCAAGAAAUCGCUCCGAGAAGUCUUCCACCCCAACGCAAUGUCUUCUCUCCAAGCGACCACCUGCAUGUCCAAACCGUUUCUCAAGCUGCUCCAGAAAACGUUUGACGACAACGGCAACAAGCGUCUGAACCGGCUGGAACAGGCGCACCUGUACUCUGCUCUGCACACCUGUCCCCACCUCGCCCUGCUCAAGGCCAUCCCGCGGAAAAAACUCCCCGUCCCAGCAUUCCUCGGGGCGUGCGGGAACCUCGUUGCCACGGAGACGGCAGGGAAGCCACUCUCCAUGUACCUGGAGGUCAAAGGUCCCUGGCAGGUCAGGGCCAACCUAUCGCUGCAGCUCUUACAGAUGCUGGACGACUUCCAGAACAAGGACCCCGAUUGGCUGCUGAUGUUCGUGGAAGUGAAUAUUGAAAACUUCUCCGUCUCGUCUGAUGGAAGGCUGAUUCUCGCCGACCUUGGCAACAUGACCAUCAUCAACAAGCAUGACCUUGACAAAAACUCUACCAGGAAGCGGUCGAGUGUCUGUAACGAGGCCUGCUUCAAGAGGUUCGCACGGAACCUCUCACACCGACCGGAGACCAGCUGUCGCCAGGCCGGGCGCUACAGUCAGCUGAUGUACGCACGCGCCUGCCAGAGGAUUCUGGGAUGCUGGCAGACCGAACGGUCAGGGCAAGGUCGCGUGGCGCUGUCCUCCUCCAAGGACGCGGCGUGCGCGUACGGCCGGGGUCUGCUGUUCGGGCCACCGCGAGAAGCGAAGCAGGAGCUGGAGGAUCUACUGACAGAAUGUGUGGAGGAAACAAAGCCUGGUGGGAGAAUAACGGCGCUCAAACAGAUCCAAGUCUUACUGGCUGCAUAGGUCUCGUCUGAGACUAUCAUAUAACGUUAUAAUUUAUAGAGAGAGGACAGUCUGAGACUACCAUAGCAGUGUAUUAAAGACUGUCCAACAAGGCUCUUUCAAAGGAGUACCAUAAGCUAACUAUAUACUUGAAGCUUUUCCAUUUGAUAGGUUUGCUCUGUAUGUGAAAGUCUGUUAAACAGAUGAAUAUAAGAGUCCCCAAAAUGCUCUUUGAAUUUUGUUUUAGCACACUCGUAUGCUGUGAAUUGCACUGAGAUUUUUCAUGUACAGCAGUCGUUUUCUGUCGGAGUGUAUUUAACUAAAUCAUGGAACAGUUUAUCUUUUGCGACACCUUUUAAUUUUUUGUGUUCGAUAUUGAUUAUCCUUCUUGUUGGAUAUUUCAGUUAAAACAGUCCUAGUAUAAUAUGAAGAUCAAUAAAAGUUGUUUUACUGAUAACACUGAAAUCCUCAUGGUUGAUACUUAAGGUGUAACUACUUACACUGAAGUACCUAUGGUUGAUAUGCAUGGUGCAACUACUUACACUGAAGUCCCAUUGGUAGAUAUGUAAGGUGUAACUUGUAACUUACUUACACUGAAGACCUCAUGGUUGAAAUUU
Messenger RNA from Branchiostoma floridae (Florida lancelet), 2426 nucleotides. RefSeq names its product divergent protein kinase domain 2B-like. The record is from RefSeq and is a predicted model, not a curated record. Bases 382 to 1830 code for a protein of 482 amino acids. NCBI's taxonomy places the organism in Eukaryota, Metazoa, Chordata, Leptocardii, Amphioxiformes, Branchiostomatidae. The transcript is spliced from 2 exons.